This is a messenger RNA of Penicillium griseofulvum, 1590 nucleotides long. RefSeq lists its product as uncharacterized. The transcript is spliced from 2 exons. Gene Ontology annotation, molecular function: catalytic activity. The record is from RefSeq and is a predicted model, not a curated record. NCBI's taxonomy places the organism in Eukaryota, Fungi, Ascomycota, Eurotiomycetes, Eurotiales, Aspergillaceae. The coding region runs from base 1 to 1590 and encodes 529 amino acids.
AUGAAAAAUGGCGAGGUUGCUCAGGGUCCAAUUCCGAAGAGGGAGCAUCGUGGACCUGUGGGCUUGUCAUAUGCCCAAGGCCGCCUCUGGUUCAUGGAACAAUUGGUCCGGGGAUCUUCGUGGUAUGUAAUGCCAUUUGCGGCAAGAUUGCUUGGGCCGCUGAAACUCGAUGCGCUCGAUGCUGCGCUGCGUGCACUGGAGCAGCGACAUGAGACCCUCCGAACAACCUUCGAGGAAACGGAUGGUGUAGGCGUGCAAAUCGUGCACACGCGCUUCUUUGAGGGUCUCAGAAUCAUAGAUGUGGCAGCCGAGAAGGAUGGCAGCUACGUCCAGCCUUUACAGCGGGAGCAGGAGACACCUUUCAAUUUAGCAUCUGAGGCGGGGGUGAGGGUGUGUCUGCUACGGCUGGGACAGGAUGACCACAUCCUAUCGUUUGUACUGCACCACAUCAUCUCAGAUGGAUGGUCCAUCGACGUCCUGCGGAAGGAGCUGGGCCAGUUCUACGCGGCUGCGCUAAGAGGCGAAGACCCUCUGUUGCGAGUGAACCCACUUCCGAUCCAGUACCGCGACUUUGCUGUGUGGCAGAAACAGGAGGAUCAGCUGGCCGAGCAGCAGAAGCAGCUGGAGUACUGGAUGAAGCAGCUCGAGGGCAGCUCGCCUGCCGAGCUCUUCACUGACCGGACCCGACCGGAGGUGCUGUCCGGCGAGGCGAGUGCUGUGCCCUUCACAAUCGAUGUUGAGUUGUACGAGAGCCUUCGUGCAUUCUGCAAGACCCACAAGGUCACCACCUUUGUGGUGCUGCUUGCCGCGUUCCGUGCCACUCACUAUCGGCUCACAGGGGCGGAGGACGCAUGCAUUGGGACACCAAUUGCCAACCGCAAUCGACCAGAACUGAAGAACCUUGUCGGGUUCUUUGUUAAUACUCAGUGCAUGCGUAUUACCGUUGAAGACGACACGUUUGAGGGGUUAGUCCAACAAGUGCAUAUGACUAAGCUUGCCGCCAUCGCAAAUCAGGAUGUCCCCUUCGAGCGUAUAGUGUCAGCCCUCCUCCCAGGUUCGAGGGAUACAUCAAGAAACCCGCUGGUGCAGAUAAUGCUUGUUGUCCACUCUCAAAUGGACAUCGGUCGGAUACAAUUAGAAGGACUCAAGGAUAAGCUCGUCCCGCGGGUGGCAACGACCAGAUUCGAUGUAGAAUUUCAUUUCGUCAAAAGGUCAGACAGCCUCAGCGGUACCCUUCUUUUUUCGACGCAGCUAUUUGACGCUGAGUCUAUUCAUGGCCUCCUUGCCGUCUUCCAUGAGACCCUACGCCGGGGGCUUGAGGACCCUCACACGCCGAUUGCCACCAUGCAGCUGACCGACGGAUUGGGGGAGCUUCGCACCAAGGGACAUCUCCAGAUCGACAGAACUGAGUAUCCCCGGGAGUCGAGUGUGGUCGACAUCUUCCGCGAGCAGGUGGCCGCGUUCCCAGAUGCAAUCGCAGUUAAAGACUCCUCAUCGCAGUUAACCAGCGGCGCCUUCCCGCAGAGUCGCUCGUUGCCGUCUUGUCGCCGCGAUGCUGCCAGACGAUUACAGCCUUCCUCGGUAUCUUGA